Molecule: messenger RNA, 3024 nt
Organism: Talaromyces stipitatus ATCC 10500
Lineage: Eukaryota; Fungi; Ascomycota; Eurotiomycetes; Eurotiales; Trichocomaceae
Exons: 3
Coding region: 1-2673 (890 amino acids)
Source: RefSeq, a predicted model, not a curated record
AUGGGCGAAAUUAAAAAAUCCCCGCCCUGUCUAUUCAUUGAAGAUGAUACUGAAUACAAGGACUGUCUUGCCUCUAUGUGGUUCGAUGAACUCGAUGCUCGGAGGGCACAAGUAUCUCCAGCAGCAGCGGAAACGAACUCUUGGAUAUGGGAGCAUCCAGUUUAUCAUGAAUUUUGUCGGCAAACUGCUGGCAUCCUUUGGAUUCGAGGAAAGCCGGGGAGUGGAAAGUCCGUUCUCGCAAAAUCUAUUCGAAGUAGGCUACUAGAGCAAUCAGAGCCACAAAAGUCACAAGGUUCUCUGCCGUUAAUUGGAGACUGGUUCUACCACCGUCGCAGAGGCGGUCGCUACAUUCAACACGAAUCCUUUCUACGCUCUAUACUCUAUCACUUCCUCCACCAAUGCCCGGAGGUUUUCCCUCAUUAUGUGGAGGCCUAUCGGGAGAUGAGCCCACGAAGCGUCGUGUGGUCGACUGAAGUUCUCGAGAGCAUCUUAGUUGACGUUUGUCGAGGCUCCAGGCCGGUUCUUUGCGUUGUUGACGCUGUUGAUGAGGCCGAGGGCGUGGAGAUCCUGGCGUUGAUCAAGAGGCUCACUGAUGCAGCGGCCUUCUCAAGAGCGAAAUUCAUCGUGCUGAGUCGAAACGCUGUCAAAAUUGAGCAACAUAUCUUCGGUUUACCGACAAUCGUUAUGGAAGACGAGAACCAAGGCGACAUCGCAAGUAUCAUUGACAUAGGCCUGAAGUUGUUAUGCGAGGAGAUUCACAAACUGGAUUUUAUGACUCGGUCAAGUGAGCUUGUUUUUCGCACUCGAAGCAUCCCAAGACAUGCGACCAGAAUGCGACAGCCAAGAUACAAGUCCAUCACACAUGCUUUGGAACGGGAAACGCAGACCAUAAAAAAGAUGAGAAUACAUCUCGCAUCUAAGGCGCAGGGUUCGAUCCUAUGGGCAAAACUAGUUCUCGACAAAUUGACGCGGCAUGUCGUUUCCGACCCAAAUUGUUCAUUGGAGGAGUUGAGUCGAUCUGUCACUCACACCCCACAAGAGUUAAAAGAGUAUUACAAACAAAUUGUGAAUGAGAUGACGGAUCGAAAAAGUGCAGAUAGAAUUCAAGAUAUCCGCAGGAUAUUGAUGUGGAUAUGUGCAGCAGGCGAGAUCAGCGGUGUCACACUCGAAGAACUUUGGGAGGCUGUAGCAGUUCUGAAAGACUGUGUCAUUCCCUCGACCAUGGAAGAAAUAUGGGCGAAGCGGACCCCAAUUCGAUCGUACGACGAAUUCUGGCGCAAGAUUUACAGCACUUGUGGACCUUUCAUCGAAGUCUACAAUCCUGGCCUUUCGGCCGAGGAAUCUCGCAGAUACCAAUACGGUGCAUCUUCAAUCGUUCAGCUUAUGCAUCAGUCUGUGCGGGAUUUCCUCUGUGAUGAAUCGUCGGUGGGAUGCCUAUCGUUCACUAUUGAUGAAGCCCGAGACUUGGUGAAGACGUCUUUGCACGACUACCUGCAAAGAGCAACCAGAAAGCUGGGUGGUCCAGGUGCACCGUUCGACGCCGGGCAGCUUAUAGAAGAUUUAGAAAACCUGAAACUUCUCCGAUAUGCCAUUGAUAGCGCAAAGAAUUACUUCAUCCGCUGUGAUAUCGCAGUGCCCAACGUACAGCUACCCUUGCGAGGGUCUCCCCAACAUGAUCUAAUAACGGCCUUGACAACGAAUCGACAUGCACCUGAAGCUGCAUCUACGUACUACCAGAACACACCCAGUAUUUCCCGCGGCUGGGAAAUGGAUGGCCUUGUUUCUACCAAUCUUCUUUUCUACGUAGCAUGUAGCCAAGGUCUAGUCACGGCAGUGAUGAACAUGUUGGCCUUGAAAUGGAAUACGCCUCCUUAUCUGUCGGGGAAUGGAGAGAUGAUUCUAUAUGGUGUACUCCUUGCAGCUUCACGGUGCCGGAGUACCAAGAUACAGGUAGGAUUUUAUUAUGCAGGCGUCACCCAACCGGAUGAAAGAGGAGCCACAGCUACCGAACGGCCUGCGAGAAACCCUGACUGGCCAUCAGAAAUGCCUUUGUAUAUGAUCGAGCGAACGAGCUUGCCAAGUUCGCACAGUACGACAGAUAACUUCUCGGAGCAGCCCUCCAUUUCCGCAAGCUCAACAUUAAUUGAAUCCGAAGUUUCGUUAGAGGAACGGCCGGUAAACCACACCUACGGACGGAACGAUGAUGAUUUGAACUUUGUUCCGAGGGUAAAUUUAGACGGAGAUUGGGAGAACUUGCAGGAACAGCGCACGUUGAUCCAAGAACGACAGAGAAGAGCAAGGAAACUUAAGGUCGCGCAAAGCCACAAUCACUUUAUUGAAAAGGGUUCUCUUGCGAAGGAUGAGGAUGAAUGGAUCUCUAUACGAUGGGAAGUUACACUGAGUGUAAGACUUCUGCACAGGACAAUAACAAAGUCAUUGUACUUUCGUGAAUGGUGUUCCCUUCUCGAUUUGACGUGUGGAACGAAAAGAUGCCAACCAAUAAGUGACUAUGGAAUGGAUGAUGGGAUCGAAUUUUCUGAAGAAGACGUGGAAGAUGCUAUAGUUGCAGCACUGGAAGACAAUCAUGACGCUGAUUAUAUUGGGCAACUCGAAAGCUCAAUAUCCAAGACAUUACGAAUACUGAAGGCCUACGGUAGGCCCCUAAGCAGUUAGUAUCACAGCUCCUCACCCGGUACUCUGAAUCAACCACAUUUGAGACUUCCGAACGUCCUUUCCAGGAUUUGAACUCUUUCUAGACUUUUUGUUAGGGAAGGAGUGAUCCAUCGUCGAUCAAAUUAUCCUCCACAGCCUACACCUAUGCAGCUCUGCAAAUUGGUUGCUAUAGUGGACAGAUAUGACUGCGGAGAAGCUGUACGGCCUCGGGCUAUCUUAUGGCUACAAAGAAAGAUGAGAGGAUUGGCUGCAGGAGAUCUUUGCAAAUUGAGAUAUUGUUUGCACAUAGCGGCCCGCCUACGGAUCUGCCGUUGACAGCCAAUAUGACUAUAUUGCCCAAGAAUCUGCUCG